GCCACGCCCAUGAAGGAGAGGCCACGGUGCCUGGCUAAGUUUUGGAAUCACGUUACGUUACUCCACACGCACACACGCACAAGCCGGUACCGGAGAAUUAGGUGCAUAAUUACAGUGCUUGCAAGACUUUGUAGUUCGUUGUCAUUAACAUCAGACAUUUGGACACAAUAUACUGUAAAAUGUGGACGACUGAUUAGCCUUGACCCGAGGCAGCACUGUCAUCAGGCAGGUCUUGCGUCCCUUCACCAACCAGACAAUCUUCUCAACAUCAUCGUCGUCAUUUCACAGGAUCAUGUUGCAUUUGUUGUUUGUCAUCCUGAUACUGUCAUCAAAAGUCCAUGGCCAAGGUCGUCUUAAGCUGACGGUCCUGUCCGAAGACAGAUUGCAGAUGAAAUGGAAAGAGAGUGAGAGUCCCGUUCAAGGCUACAAGGUCCGAGUAAGACCCAUCUCAGACGUGCCACAGCCGGAGCUCAUGUUGACCACCACAAGAGGGCGAGCAACUGUGGCAGGAUUGGACUCAAGUCAGGAGUAUGCCCUCCAAGUUCUCGUACUUAAUGGGACCAUGGAGAAACUUCUGGCAAAGCGUCGAUUCACCUUGGACAGUCUCCGGGAGGAGGAGAUGGUCCGUAAUGGCCAUAAGAGGAAGCUGUUGCCUGGUGGCUCUGGAUCAGGAGACCUGGAUGAUGGAACGGAGUCUCUGCUGACUCUGUCUACUGUUCUGUAUCCAGACCCCCUAACCACAACUGUUUCCACCAUCAAUGCAGAGCCACCCACUGUAGAACCCUCUCUUGCACCCAUGGAUGAGCCGCAGGACAAGUCCAGCAAAGACAAAAGGAGGAGGAGGAAAGAAAAAGAGCGGGAGCGCUCCAGGGUGGAAAUCAAGGAUGAGCAGGGAACCGCAGUGGGCAAAGAGGAGAAAGCACACAAGACACCACUUCCAACCCAAACGGUUACAGGUCCGUUUCCGAGGAAACCUUUCGAGUGCGGCACCGAUGCUGCAGCAGACAUUGUGUUUUUGGUGGACGGCUCGUGGAGUAUUGGACGCACCAACUUCAGGCGGGUCAGGGACUUCUUGGAGGGACUGAUGACACCCUUCCGCAUCGGGCCCAACCACAUUCAGAUUGGCCUCAGCCAGUACAGUGGAGACCCACGAACAGAGUGGCAGCUGAACAAUUUCACCACCAAAGAACAACUGGUUGAAGCAGUAAGGAAUUUCAGAUAUAAAGGAGGAAACACUUUCACAGGUCAAGCGCUGCUCCACGUCAUGGAGGAGAACAUGAGGGUGGAAGCGGGCGCGAGGUCGGACACACCUUUCUUCCUUGUGCUCUUGACAGAUGGUAAAUCGCAGGAUGACGCUAUUGCGGCGGCAAACCGACUCAAGAAUGCGGGAGUGGAGAUCAUCGCUGUAGGGGUUAAGAAUGCCGAUGAAGCCGAAUUGAGGCAAGUGGCUUCAGAACCGGUGGAUUCAAAUGUCUUCAACGUCAACGACUUCCAUCUGCUCAGCAAACUGGUGGCCCGAUUGGUUCAUAUCCUGUGCGGGAGAAUAGAAGAUCGCGGAAUCAUAAAAAAAAGUGAACCGGAACCUACAUCAGACCCGACCCUCUCUUACCCGAGUCCGACUGACCUCCGCUUCUCCAACCUGGGCUCCAGAGAAGUGAUGCUCCACUGGACCAACCCUGCAAAGCCCGUCCAGCAAUUCAGGGUGGUCUACCAUAGUGCUGAGGGUCAAAAUCCUCAGGAGGUGGUGUUGGCUGGCUCACAGUCAUCUGUGCUGCUUCAAGGCCUCUCUUCACAGACACUGUAUCAUGUAUCCAUUUUUCCUGUGUAUGAACAAAGCGUUGGCCUGGCACUCAGGGGAACUGUCACCACAGUACCACUCUCUAUGCCAAGCAACCUGGAGGUGACGCCUUCCUCGUACAGCACGCUGCGAGUGAGCUGGGGUGCAGCGCCGGGGGCCACCGAGUACCUGAUUCUCUAUUCGGCGCUCAACCACGGAGAGCCUGAUGAUGCCAAGGAGGAGAAGUUUGGUGCGGAACGGACAAUGUUGGAGCUGGCCACGUUGCAUCCUGCAACGGACUACUCAGUCACUCUUUAUGCGCUCUACGAUGAAGAUUCCAGCGAUCCAGUCACGGCUGUUGCUACCACAUUUCCUCUCCCGCCGCCCGCGAGUGUGAGCUUUCCUGUGGUGACCCACAGUAUGCUGAGAGUAAGCUGGGUGCCUGGAGCUGAGGAUGUCCCCGGCCAUAGAAUCACUUACAGCACUAACCAUGGCAGUGAAGUCAAGCAGGUGGAGGUUACCGGGCAGAGCUCUGUGCUGGUACAGAGCCUUUCCUCUCUGUCCAGUUAUCUGGUAUCGGUCCAGUCUCGCUACCCACAAGGCCUGUCUGCAGCCCUCACAAGUAACAUCACCACAUUGAAAGUACCCGCUCCUUCAGACUUGAGGGUGACCAAUUUUUCCGGUAGUGACAUCACCGUACGUUGGGAGGCUGCUGCUGAUGAUGUGAUAUCUUACCUCAUCAAGUGGAUCUCCCUAGGUGGAGGCGACUUGAGACAGCUGAAGGUGAGUGGAGAGAGUGAAGGGGUCAUCCUGGAAGGGGUGGAGGAUGACAAAGAAUACCAGAUCUCUCUGUCUGCACUGUAUGGAGAUGGAGCUCAAAGUGAAGCUGUGGCUAUACGCUAUAGCACACUGGCUGGUGGGGGUCCGUCCAGCGUGUCCGUCUCCGAGGAGACGCCGGUCAGCAUGCUGGUCAGCUGGGUUCCCCCCAAUGCUCAUGUCUUGCAGUAUCGCGUCUCUUACAGUGCACUGACGGGAGCUGAGAACCAGGACAGCUCUGUGUUGGUCCCGGGUGGUGAAAAGCGCGUGGUGCUGGACUCGUUAGAGCCAGACACACGAUACAGCAUCCUGGUCACUGCUGAAUACCACAACAAAGAAGGAGGCGGUGGUUCGGCUCAGGGCAAAACCACCAGUCUACGAGUAAGCAGUGUGAGCGUUGUGCGCUCAGACCACUCCAGUAUCUGUGUUUCUUGGAGACCGCUUUCAAUUGUGGACGGAUAUCGGAUUGUUAUUCAAUCCGUCAAAGACAAAGUGUCUAUGGAGGAAAGAGUGGACGCCUUCACCAGCGCUCAGUGUUUCGCCGGACUACAAGCGGAGACGCUGUACCGCAUCAGUGUGCACUCAAUUCUGGGACCAGUAGAGGGUGCUGCCGUCUCCAUUCUGCAUCCAACAGCUCAGGCCCCAGCCAAAAGUCCUGUCAAUCCUCGGCUAUACCCAGUUCAUAAUGAAGUUUGUCCCGAAGUCACCAUCAGAAACAGCAUCGUUAAAGGCUUUGACAUGAUGGAAGCAUUUGGCCUCACUCCAAAAGCCCACUCGUCUGUGGAUGGAGUCGCCGCAGAGCCUUUUGUCUUCAACACACUUCCCGCCUACACUUUGUACAGAGACAUCCAGCUGACACAAAGCACCAAGUUCAUCCACCCCGUAGGCUUCUCUCCCGAGCACACCAUCAGUAUCGCCUUCCGCCUGCUACAGGAAACGCCCAAAGAGCCCUUUACCCUCUGGCAGCUCACAGAUAAUGACUACCAGCCCAAGAUGGGUGUGGUGCUGGACCCUUUGAGCAAGCAGCUUGUGUACUUAAGUCUGGAUUACAGAGGUGAAGUGCAAGAGUUGACCUUUGACCAGCCGCAGGUCCACAGGCUGUUCUACGGUAGUUUUCAUAAGGUGCACCUGUCUGUCAGCCAAGUGGGCGUGUCCCUGUCUGUGGAUUGCCAGCACGUGGGUGAAAGGCCCGCCCGCCCUCUCGGCAGUCUGCCUACGGACGGCUUCGAGAUGCUGGGGAAGUUGACGAGGACCAGAGGACCCCAAAGUGGCUCCGCUGCGUUCCAACUGCAGUCAUUUGAGAUAGUGUGUAAUACGACGUGGGCUACGGAGGACACCUGCUGUGACCUGCCCGGAGUGAGAGACGAGGAUAGUUGUCCUCCUCAGCCCUUCUCAUGUACCUGCUCCUCCGACAUCCCAGGAGCUCCCGGUUCCUCUGGUCCUUUGGGCAAGCCUGGUCCUCGUGGUGAUAAAGGUGCUAAGGGUGAACAAGGACACAAGGGUGAGAUGGGUCCUCCUGGAAAACCUGGACUCGAGGGAAGUCUUGGAGCAGUGGGCAGCAGAGGGCCUGAAGGAAUAGCUGUGCAAGGCAAAGUAGGUCCACCUGGAAAAAGAGGAGAAAAAGGAAAUCUUGGAAGAGUUGGACUACAGGGUGUACCAGGCCCUCAAGGCCCCAAAGGGGAAAUAGGCCCUCCAGGCCCCAUGGGCAUCCGAGGUUCUGAAGGCAACAUGGGCCCCCCUGGCCCUACUGGAUCAAGGGGUUUCCAGGGCAUGCCAGGACACCCGGGACCCAGUGGAGAGAGAGGCUACACUGGACCUAACGGCGCUACGGGUCUUCCAGGGAGUAAAGGGGAACAAGGAGAGAAGGGCGAACCUCAGUCCAUGGCCAUGAUCUUCCAGCUCGUCACAGAGGCGUGUGAACAACUUGUUCACAAGGAGGUGAGGAAGUUGGAUUUGUUCAUCGAUGACAUGAGUCGGAAGCCGGUUCCCGCAGAGGAGCCCGAGGGGCCUCCAGGGGAGCCAGGGGUACCGGGUGCCAGGGGUCCACCAGGCCCCAGGGGCAACCAGGGGAAUAUUGGACCCCAAGGGAGACCUGGCAAGCCUGGGUAUCCUGGAGAACAAGGAAGAUCAGGGUUGCCAGGAGAAAAAGGUGAUGCCGGGACUAAUGUUCAAGGACCCCCGGGGGUCAGAGGCCAUGCAGGUCCCAUCGGUGAGUCCAAGAUUGGCACGCCAGGGCCCAAAGGAGAAAAUGGAAAGUCGGGACCUUCGGGGAUUCCCGGCGCUCCUGGCCAGCCGGGCGAGAUCGGACCUUCCGGAGCGUGUGACAGCAGUGGAGGCUGCGACAGAUUUUCUCAGCAAACGGAAGACAAUUAUUUCGGCUACCAGCCUUGAGAGAAAGUUUGAAAUAUCAAGUGGUGAUGACGUCACAACAGUACACCUGUUUACAUUGACCAUGCUUCUGGAGUUCAGCGCAUGCCAGUAUUGCGCUCCUGAGCAUCAGUCAUCGGAGAAAGCCAAAAAGAAGAAGGAAGAGGAGCACUUGCCUGUGAUGUCACACUGGUCUAAGGAACCAGCAAGCACGAGUGUUAUUGUUUUGAUAAGGAUUCGAGUCUUCAGCAACCGCUUCACCAAGCUCUUUCUGCUUGGAACCCUUAGGUGCUGUUUUAUAAGCCAAUUUCGCACUGAUACAAUUUUUAAUUAUUUUAUUAGUUAUGCACUGUGUUGUAGUUUAGUCAUAUGUCUUACAUUUCGUUUGAGUUUCCAUUCUAACCUGAACUGCCUCAAAAACAAUGUUACUGCAUAAUCCAUGGUGUAAGGUUUAUAUAAUGAUCCAUGGCACAGAUGACUGUGAGAAUUUUGUGUAUGAUAUGUAUAUUGUUAAAUAUAUUGAGUGUAUACAGUUAUUUGUGUUAUUUGUGUUUUUUUGGGGUAAGUUUUUUGCUGAUAUUAAACUUUAAAUCAUUG
Messenger RNA from Syngnathus typhle (broad-nosed pipefish), 5557 nucleotides. RefSeq names its product collagen alpha-1(XX) chain (gene col20a1). The transcript has 42 exons. NCBI's taxonomy places the organism in Eukaryota, Metazoa, Chordata, Actinopteri, Syngnathiformes, Syngnathidae. The record is from RefSeq and is a predicted model, not a curated record. Bases 293 to 4984 code for a protein of 1563 amino acids. Gene Ontology annotation, molecular function: protein binding.